Arachis ipaensis is the source of this 963-nucleotide messenger RNA. RefSeq lists its product as uncharacterized. The record is from RefSeq and is a predicted model, not a curated record. Lineage: Eukaryota; Viridiplantae; Streptophyta; Magnoliopsida; Fabales; Fabaceae.
AUGGCUUCGGAGAACGUGUAUUUAAUUUUAUAUCCUAAUGGAGAAAUUUCUCAUACAUCAGAAGGGAUUACAUUCGUUUGCGAUGAUCCAUUAUGGAUAAUGAUUCCACCACAGACAUCGUUGCAAGAUCUGAAGAAUCUGAUUCUGGUUCAUACCGGAAUGGUUGGGAAAAAAGAAAUCAUGAAGCUGACUUAUAGGAUGCCGGUUGCAGUGGCCAACUCGUUUGCGUAUCAAAAAAUGCAGAUAAAAUCUGAUCAGCAGGUAUCAAUGAUGUUCUCUUAUCAUCGCAGCAUAGGUACCAUAUAUUCGUUGGAGCUUUGUCUGAAUAUUCAGGAUAUUGGCGGAAGCUCGUCCAGUUCCAAUAAUGUGGAUGGUGUGAGAAAUCUGGGAGCGGCUGAUUUUGUUCCGGGGCCGGAUACAAGUAGGGCCCGUAGUCCAAGCUUCAAUGCAUUUGUUGUGCGGGAACAGAAUGCAAAUCUUCAGGAAGCGCGCCCGUCCCCUUCAACGUUACUUGGGUUCGAUAGGCAUGCUGAUGUUGGCAUUGCCGAAACUUCUGACGAGGAUGACAUUGAAGAAUACAGUGGUGAUGAGGCAGAAGCCGUUCCGGAAACGCAACCUCUGCAUGGCGACGAUGUUCCUCCAAGACCUGUCGAAGCGGUAGGUGGACGUGUAUCCUCCAGCACACCUGCACACUACCUGUCCCUAAAUCUUGGAGCAAUGCAUUCGAGUAACGCAGAGGACAGACCUAGCAACUACGCUCUGUCAGGCGAGAUGGAGCUCGAGAUUGGGUUGAAGUUUCUGAACCGGGAAACAGCGAUGCUUGCAGUCAAGAACUACAACAUCCGUAGGAGUGCAGAGUAUAAGGUCGUAGAGUCAGACCAAAGGAGGUAUGUAUGUCGAUGCAAGCAGUUCGGUGAUCGAUGUCGCUGGAUGGUACGGGUUGCGAAGACAACGUCUUCCUGA